Molecule: messenger RNA, 1871 nt
Organism: Heterocephalus glaber (naked mole-rat)
Lineage: Eukaryota; Metazoa; Chordata; Mammalia; Rodentia; Bathyergidae
Gene: Tmt1a
Product: thiol methyltransferase 1A
Molecular function (GO): S-adenosylmethionine-dependent methyltransferase activity
Source: RefSeq, a predicted model, not a curated record
GGUUGUAAGCAACCUUCUUCGGAGGGAAAAGCUGGGAACAUUCCCAUCUCACUAAACAACGUACAAGGCUAGCCAACUUCUGCCAAAGCGGCGUCCGCCCCAGAAGCCGCGCUCUUCCAGCCCUGCAAGUCCUGACUGCAGCUGAUUGGCUCUGGAGGGCGGCCAGGAGCAGCCUGCUUCCUGUCAUCAAAAGAGCGCCUUCACCAACUGUUGCUGUUUUUUUUCUCCGCUCUCGCUCUCAGAGAUGGCGUUCGUUAUCUUUGUCCUUCAGCUAGUCAUCUACAUCCUGUUAUUUCCCAUGUACCUGCUGAAUUUUCUGGGCUUGUGGAAGUGGAUUUGCAAAAUAUGGUUUCCCUGCUUCUUGUCGAGGUUCACUGUGAUAUACAACAAACAAAUGGCAAGCAAGAAGCGGGAGCUCUUCAGCAACCUGCAGGAGUUUGUGGGCCCCUCCGGGAAGCUCUCCCUGCUGGAGCUGGGCUGUGGCACUGGGGCCAACUUCAAGUUCUACCCACCCGAGUGCAGGGUGACCUGUAUUGACCCCAACCCCAAUUUUGAGAAGUACUUGUUCAAGAGCAUCGCUGAGAAUCGACACCUACAGUUUGAGCGCUUCAUGGUGGGCGUGGGUGAGAACAUGCACCAGGUGGCCGACGGCGCUAUGGAUGUGGUGGUCUGCACCCUCGUGCUGUGCUCCGUGCAGAACCAGGAGCAGAUCCUCCGCGAGGUGCGCAGAGUGCUGAGGCCGGGAGGGGCUUUCUAUUUCCUGGAGCACGUGGCAGCAGAGCGUUCAACGUGGAAUUACUUCUGGCAACAGGUCUUUGAUCCUUCCUGGAACCUUGUGUUUGACGGCUGCAGCCUGACCAGGGAGAGCUGGAAGACCGUGGAGCGGGGUGGCUUCUCCAAGCUGAGGCUGCAGCACCUGCAAGCCCCACUGUCCUGGGUACUGGUGCGUCCUCACAUCUACGGCUAUGCUGUAAAAUAGUGCAGGGAACCAGUGGAGAGCUGCUGCAGCUUUAUGCUUAACACGCUAACUGGGAAAAGGGAAAAUCUUUUUUGGUAAAGUUGAAUUCAUCCUUAAAAGUUUCUGUUAUAGCCUAUUUAGCCAUUUUCUUUUGUCCCUCAAAGAAAACCAACCAAACCAAAACAAACAAACAAACAACAAAACCUCUGAAGUCUCCCUUCAAAGGAAAAAAUGGAUCUUCAUCAUUGAAGUCCACCAUUAUCUCCAAACCUUACUUCAUUCAGCGACUUGGAAAAUUUUCCAAUUAUCUUAUUUAAAUUGUUACUGAUCAGAUUUUAGUUUCACCUCUUUCAGAGCUUGGUACUAAAAAGCAGUUAAAUCACUUCAAAGUAAGACUUUGAAAAGGGAGCAGCGAAGAAACCUUAAUAAUUCACAAGUCGAAUAAAGAAAUUCAGGCGAAUUGAAAAUCUAUGUCUAAUUAGCACCAAUUUCCUGAAAAAGAAAUCUGAACCUGUCAUUCUAGGUGUUGUUUGGCUUUCAGAAUUAAUGUGCCGACCUGCCACAUGCAGUUCUGCUCAGCUUUAUGUCUUUCAUUCCAGUGUUCCACCAGUUUGUUUUCCUGGAUUCCAGUCCUUAAUACUUAAGAUAAAGACCAUAUUGACACAUAUUAGUAUACCAUAGAACUAUUUAGGAAGUUAAGGUUCUUGAGUUCAUUCUCCUUACUGUCUAGCACGUACUUUACUGAAUUAUAAUAGAUUGCAGGCAAGGAAAGGGGCCUUUGGAAUUAGGAAAAGCUUGUACAACUAAGUAUACUAUGUGAGAAGCCCUAAAAAGCCAAUCAAUCCAUGAAUCUGUAAAGAAGUAGGCAAGUGUAUUUUGGAUCAUUCAAAUAAAAAUUCAACACUUGUCAAAA